Messenger RNA from Penicillium daleae, 1290 nucleotides. RefSeq names its product NAD(P)/FAD-dependent oxidoreductase. Gene Ontology annotation, molecular function: sarcosine oxidase activity; L-pipecolate oxidase activity; flavin adenine dinucleotide binding. The transcript is spliced from 2 exons. Lineage: Eukaryota; Fungi; Ascomycota; Eurotiomycetes; Eurotiales; Aspergillaceae. The coding region runs from base 1 to 1290 and encodes 429 amino acids. The record is from RefSeq and is a predicted model, not a curated record.
AUGCCUCCCUCUAUGACUGAUUCAAUUAUCAUCGUUGGUGCUGGUGUGUUCGGCCUCAGCACUGCUUUGGAGCUGAAGCGCCGUGGCUACACUGAUGUCACCGUUUUGGACCGGUACAACCCUCCCGCUGUGGACGGAAGCAGUGUGGAUAUCUCUCGCAUUAUUCGAAUUGAUUAUGCCGAUCCAGUUUAUUGUCAAAUGGCCUAUGAGGCAUACCAAGGCUGGAAGACCGAGUAUAAGGAACACUAUUAUGAAUCCGGAUUUGCGCUUUUGUCCGAGACGUCAGAGAAUGACUGGAUUAUAAAGUCAGCGGCAACCGUGCGGGCGAAUGGCGGCACCGUUGAAGAUCUGGAUGACGCGACAAGUCUCCUCAAGUCCUAUCCGAACAUUCAAUCUAACUUGGCUGGUAUGAGUGGAUACCUUAAUCGCAGAGGUGGAUGGGCGGACGCCGCGGCAAGCAUCCAAAAGCUGGCAUCUCGUUGCAGUGUGGAAGGUAUCUCCAUUAUCACUGGCCCUCGGGGAAGCGUAGUAUCGCUUCUUCGCGAAGGAUCUCGGGUCGUGGGAGUGAACCUAGUGAAUGGGAGCUCUCUUCGUGCAUCCCAGGUCAUCCUGAGCACGGGGGCAUGGACAAGCCGCCUUCUGAACAUCACUCAUGCUGCAUCCUCGUCUGGACAGCCGGUCGGCUUCAUCCAGUUGACUCAGGAGGAAGCACGCUCUCUGGAUAACACACCAGUCAUGAUCAAUAUGACCACUGGUGUGUUCGUGUUCCCUCCGACACCUGGUAGCAAUAUCUUGAAGCUUGCGCGUCACGGAUACGGAUAUGCCAAUGAUGUGACUGUGGAGGUGGAGGGUGUGCGACGCACCAUUUCGUCGCCAAAAUUCGAUAGCAGUAACUCGGAGACCGGAUACCUGCCCGAGGAUGCUGAUGAGGAUCUGAGGAAGGGUCUGCGUCAGUUCUUCCCCAAAUUUGCGGACCGACCCUGGAUGAACCGCCGUUUGUGCUGGUACACGGAUACUCCCAAGGGUGAUUUCAUUAUCGACAACCAUCCCACUUUGGACGGCCUUUUCGUGGCUACCGGAGGAGCAGGACAUGGAUUCAAAUUCCUCCCUGUUCUGGGUAAAUACAUUGCAGACUGCUUCGAGAACAAGGCAUCCGAGGAAUUGCGGCAGAAGUGGCGACUCCAGCCGUCACCUCGCAAUGCACCUAAUGGCGACGGCAUGAAGGGCGAUGGAAGCCGGGCGGGUCCACCAUUGAGAAGGCUUACGACUAUGGAGAAGGCCAAACUGUAA